UGCAAAGGGUCGGAAAUGUUGUCUUAACAACAUUAAUUUUGAUGAAAACAUUUCGUUAGAUUAAUGAUACAUCAACUUGAUGACCAAGAAUGAUUAAUAGAUUAGGCUUAGUUUUAGACUAAAGGCUUUAGAUUACUUGCGCACAGGAACUUUUAAAUUAGCAUAAAUAAAACAAAUAUAAGACCUUGAAUGUAAUUAUAAUGGUAUUUUCAUGAUGUUAGAAAAACACAUACCACAGUAAAUCAUUGAUGAGCAUUGAGUUUUUGUAAUUCAAUGAAGUAAACUAUGAGAAGAUCACAGUUUUUCUUCAGGCUGCUUCAUCUAGCUCAGGAAGAUAACCCUAAAGAGCUUCACCAGUUUAUAUUAAAGAACAAGGAGUAUGACCCAAUUCCAUGGACAAAUGUUUAUCACGAGAAGUCGGGAGAUACAGUGUUACAUGUUGCAGCACGAAAUGGUGCAAUGGGUGUCCUAAAGUAUCUGAAUAAUGAAGAAAAGCCGAAGGGUUAUGUUAAUUUUGAACAAGCUAACCUAGAUGGAAAACGUCCCCUACAUGAAGCUGCUCAGGCUGGUCAGAUAGAUUGUGUUCGAUAUCUUUUGUCUCUUAAUGUUAACGUGGACAGUUUGAAGCGUGCAGAUUGGACACCUUUGAUGUUGGCAUGUACAAAGAAUAAUCUGAAUGUAAUUAGAGCCCUUGUGGAAGGUGGAGCCAAUCUCCUUCUUCGGAAUAAAGAUGGAUGGAAUAGUUUCCAUAUUGCCUGCAGAGAAGGGAACUCGGACAUUAUUAACUACCUUGUGGAGCAGACUAGCCUUCAGUUGGAUACAGUCAGCAAAAAUGGAAGAACCCCUCUUCACACAGCAGCUCUUCAUGGUCAUUUGAAAAUAGUGGACAUUAUUUUGAAUAGAGAGCAUAAUCUUCUUGACCGACAGGACAGUUGCGGUAGCACACCCCUUAUGGAUGCUUCAAGAGGAGGUUAUAUAGACAUUGUGGAUAUUUUGAUAAAACAUGGUGCUAACAUAUCGUACCAAGACGCUCUUGGAAGAAACGCUCUCCAUUUAGCAGCUCAAGCAGGAAGUAUAAAAGCAUGUGAACACUUAGUACAGGUAUAUGGCAUGAAUGUUAAUAGUACUUCACCACUGGGACAAACAGCACUUCAUUUUGCUGCAAAGGAGGGACAGUCUGAAGUUAUUUAUAAACUUGUUCAACUUGGUGCUAAUAUUAGAGCUUUGGACAAUAAAGGAAGAAGAGCUGAAGACAUUGCUACUGGUGUUCGGCACAAAAAGUGUGUCCAACUCUUGCAAGAUUUGGAUCAGUGAUACAAGGAUGCCAGAAAUAUCUCAUAUUUGCAAUGCGAUUAAUUUUUGGAUUGGAAACAUAUUUUCGUUUUUACCAUUUCUAAAUUUGUGGCCAGAAUAGCUUUGUUGUUUUCUUAUGUAAACAUGAACAAAAUAUUUCUAAGAUUGGGACUAGAAACGAGCUUUACAAGAGAUCUUUCGUUUAUUAUGACUAUUAUUAAUCGUUGCAUCUUUCAUCAAUAUCACGGUGCUAUUUUACUCCAAUCCGUAUUGUUUACAUGAAAGUUGUAAAUGUUUUUUGUUUUUUUUCCUGAUAUAAUCAUGUGGAAUAAUGCUUAUGGUUGUUAUUUUAAGAAAUUGUGUGAAACUUGCUGAAAACUUCAUUAAUAAAAACUAAAUAAAUUAUAAAAUAAUCUGCUUUUAUAUUUUAAUGAUAUCACAGAGUAUGUAGGAGACAGGUCUGGCAGUUAGGGCGCUUGACUCGCAAUGUUUAGGGGUUCCAAUCCCUUUCACUGAACACGCUUGCUCUUUCAGCUGUGGUGGUAUUAUAAUGUUAUGAUUAAUCCCUCCAUUUGCUGGUAAA
Messenger RNA from Limulus polyphemus (Atlantic horseshoe crab), 1876 nucleotides. Its product is annotated as ankyrin repeat domain-containing protein 16-like. Gene Ontology annotation, molecular function: protein binding. Bases 286 to 1314 code for a protein of 342 amino acids. The transcript is spliced from 9 exons. Lineage: Eukaryota; Metazoa; Arthropoda; Merostomata; Xiphosura; Limulidae. The record is from RefSeq and is a predicted model, not a curated record.